Labeo rohita (rohu) is the source of this 3507-nucleotide messenger RNA. Its product is annotated as choline transporter-like protein 2. Gene Ontology annotation, cellular component: membrane. Gene Ontology annotation, molecular function: choline transmembrane transporter activity. Gene Ontology annotation, biological process: transmembrane transport; choline transport. NCBI's taxonomy places the organism in Eukaryota, Metazoa, Chordata, Actinopteri, Cypriniformes, Cyprinidae. The coding region runs from base 249 to 2411 and encodes 720 amino acids. The transcript is spliced from 22 exons. The record is from RefSeq and is a predicted model, not a curated record.
GGGAAAGGACACCGAGCUGAGUUUACAAAGAUCAAAUGAAGGAAAUCCAAUAUUUUCUUGCUUGAAAAGGGGUGUUUAGUUCAGCUUGAACCUGUUCUAGACUGGUCGAACCAGUUUUCAACAGUGGCAGGUUGUUUUCCCGCUUGAAAUCAGGAAGUAAAAGUCGGAUAGUGUGCUGUAGGUGCGUUUCCCAGUCUGACAGCGAGGAAGGAAUAUCAGAUCAUCAGAUUGAGCCGUUGAACAUAAAAAUGCCCGCGGAGGACGGUGCUUACAAAAAGAGCGGCGAGCCCAAAAAAUUUGACCCAGAGUUCAAAGGACCCAUCCACAACAGAGGAUGCACAGACAUUAUUUGCUGUAUCUUCUUCAUCGCGGCCGUAAUAGGCUACGUUGCAGUGGGAAUAUUGGCCUGGACUCACGGUGACCCAAGGAAGGUGAUCUACCCCACAGACAGUAUGGGACAGUUCUGUGGCCAGGGAAAACUGGAGAAGCAGCCCUUGUUGUUCUACUUCAACAUGAUGAAAUGUGCCACUCCCGUCGUCUUCCUAGAGUUCCAGUGUCCCACGCCGCAGGUGUGUGUAGAAAAAUGUCCUGAUCGCACUAUGACUCUAGUAACCGCCGUUAGAAACGCAGAAGACUGGAAAUAUUACAAAACGUACUGCAGAGAAGACCCAGGGAAUAAGAAAGCGCAACAAAUUUUACACGAAAAGCUGUGCCCUUCAUAUCUGAUUUCCAGCAAACCAUUUUUGCAGCGAUGCUUUCCAUCUCUGGGGAAAAAGGGAGAUGCCAUCACAGUGGGUGAUCAAGAAAAAUUUAAUGAUGGAGUCGACAUAAGAGAAGCAAAAGACCUGGUGGCUGGAAUGAAGAACAUUACAGUAGUCAUGGAAGGGCGUCAAGUUGCAAUGAAGAUCUUUGAGGAUUACACAAAAUCUUGGUACUGGAUCCUAAUUUGUUUGGUGAUUGCUGUGGUGCUGAGUCUGAUCUUCAUUGUUCUUCUGCGUUAUCUGGCUGGAAUCAUGGUGUGGGUCAUGAUCAUCUUGGUCAUCGCUGUCGUUGCCUAUGGUAUUGCUCACUGCAGCAUGAAGUAUGUCAAUCUGAAGGACAUGCCUGGUGCUAAUAUCACCCUACAGCAGCUGGGCCUCCAGCCCAAUUUCUCCGUCUACCUGCACAUCAGACAGACCUGGCUGGCCUUCAUCAUCAUCUUGGCUAUUUUGGAAGUCAUCAUCAUCAUUCUCCUCAUCUUCCUCAGGAACCGAAUCCGAAUCGCUGUUGAGCUCAUGAAGGAGGCCAGCAGGGCCGUCGGUCACGUGAUGUCAUCGCUGUUCUACCCUAUUUUUACCUUCUUCCUCUUGACCAUAGUCAUCGCGUUCUGGGGCGUCACUGCAGUUUUCCUCGCUACAUCCAGUGAACCUGUUUAUAAAGUUUUCAAUGAAACAGAUUGUCUACAUUCAAGACAAACCUGCAACCCUGAGAACUUCAGUCUUUCUGCUGUGAAGACAGCCUGUCCACAGUCUGAGUGCCUGUUUGCUUUCUAUGGUGGCGAAACGCCAUAUCACAAAUACCUGAUCUUCCUUCAAUUCUACAAUGUUUUCCUGUUCUUCUGGUGUGCAAACUUUGUCACUGCUCUGGGUCAGAUGACUCUGGCAGGGGCAUUUGCAUCUUACUACUGGGCUCCUAAUAAACCCAAUGACAUGCCCGCUUUCCCGCUGUGUGCUUCUCUGGGCAGAUCCCUCAGAUAUCACACAGGCUCCCUGGCAUUUGGUUCUCUCAUCCUCUCCAUCGUCCAGAUUAUCAGGGUUCUGCUGGAGUAUAUUGACCACAAACUCAAAGGAGCAGAGAAUAAAUUUGCCAAGUUCUUGUUGUGCUGUUUGAAAUGCUGCUUCUGGUGCCUAGAGAAGUUCAUCAAGUUCAUUAACCGGAACGCCUACAUUAUGGUGGCAAUAUACGGUAAAAACUUCUGCCGAUCAGCACGUGAUGCCUUCUUCCUCCUCAUGAGAAAUGUAGUCAGGGUGGUUGUCCUGGAUAAGGUCACUGAUUUCAUCUUAUUCCUUGGAAAACUCCUUAUCGUGGGGCUUGUGGGGAUCUUUGCUUUCUUCUUUUUCUCAGGACAUACAGAUGCGUUUAAGGGUGCCACACCCAGUCUCCAUUACUACUGGGUUCCUAUUUUGACUGUGUUGGUGGGCACCUACCUCAUUGCACAUGGGUUUUUCAGCGUUUACGCCAUGUGUGUGGACACACUCUUCCUCUGCUUCUGUGAAGACCUUGAGCGUAAUGACGGCUCCGCGGCACGACCGUAUCACAUGACCGCAGGGCUGCGCGACAUUCUGCUGAAGGACGCGGAUGCGGCUCAGACCCCUACUUCACGUGACGAGAUGCUGCAGCUGACGGCUUCAGAGAAAACAAUGAAAAACUGAUGAAAAUGACGCAGAAUAUGUAAUCAUAUGUGGAAGUAUAAUCUCAUUUAGUGUAUUUAGAGACUGAAUGGUCAAAAGUUUCAGUCAUACCUGAAAUGAUUGAAUAUUCAUUCAGUUGUCGAGCAUUUAAUAAUUGUAUGUUAAGGGAAUAAAAGGACUGUCAGGGAAAACGAUCUUGAGAAUGACAUGCAAAACAUUUUAUUUUACAAUAAUGUGAUAUUUCUCCAAGUCAAACAGGAUAUUAAAGGUGACUUAUUAUGCCCUGUAAAAUAAGUCUCUGAUGUCCCCAGAGUGUGUAUGUGAAGUUUUAGCUCAAAAUACCCAACAGAUGUUGAGGUUUGAGCCAAAACGUGCUAUUUUUGUGUUUGUCCCUUUAAAUGCAAAUGAUGGUGCUCCUGGCCCUCUUUUCAGAAGAGGGCGGAGCUUCAUGAGCCAGAAAAAAAAAAAAAAAAAAAACAGGCCAAUCUCACGCUCUGAAAAUGUCAGAAACUCUCAGUAGUGGUGUUUAGCCUUGUAUGUUGGAACCGGAAUCAGUUUAAAAGUCAGUUAUCUGAUUGUACUGUGCAUAAUAAAUUACACCGAUCGGGAGCACGGCACAAUAUAAAUAACAACAUAGCCGGGCUCAUGGUGCCAUCGAGUGCUAUCUCAAACUUUAUAACUCCCACUUAUGAUUAUGAGCUUAACAAAUUCAAGCAGUCGACUUUACAUUGCUUCCAUAUGCAAUUUUUAACUACCAUAUUCCUAUUUACCAUCAUUCUGGUGGCACGUGAAGGCAGCAUUAACCUUACAGAGUACCAAGAAGCUCUUCCAAAAAUGCAGUUUGAUACUUACUUUGUCUGGAGCUGACAUUUGCGCACAAAGCGUUGAUAUUGAUCCCGUAACAUAUAAGGGACUUUACCGAUUUUUUUCCAGGACAUUUCUUUCGAAAGUGAAAUUUAACCGCAGUGUGCUCAGUGGCUCAGAUUGAGGGAGUCUAUGGAGACUCCUAUGUUUGUUGGUGCAUACCAAAACACAACACUUGUAAUGCCUCUUUGGCGCUGACAUUUUAUAUCUCCAGUAAUGGCGAGUGCUGCUUCUCACUCAGGGCUGUGUCUAU